GGUUUACCAACAUAAAAAUGCAAAUUUAUCAUGUCCAUGGUUGACAGUGUUGACAACAUAAUAUAUGCAAUUGUCUCAUAUUUUACAUCAGGUAACGAUCGCAUGUAUUAUAAAUUUUCAAUAAAGAAUCAUAUAUUUUAAAUUCUCAAAUAUUCUAUUGCUACUAUGAAACUACGCUAGACUAAAGAGGAAUUAAUAAAAUUAUUAAACAUGGACAAUAUUUUAACUUUGAGGUUUAAAAAUAUAACCUAGUCAUGGAUUAUUUAGGUGAAGUAAUAGCUCUCGGAAUUGACAGUAUAAUUUUUGGUAUUUGCAUGAAACAAUACUUUCACUGCAAAAAUGCAAUUACAGCAGUUAAGGGUGCCGAAUUUCAUGAAGUUGGGCCACAAUUGGGAGAGCUUAUCGAUAAAAGUUCCAAUAAUAAGAUAGACUAUAUAGCUAUUAGGGGUAUUGUAAAACCCUUAGGAAAACCAUUGAAUAGCAUUAAUAAUAAAAAAUUAACUGGUGUUGUACAAAAGCUCAAAAUCAAAGAACAUGUUGUAGCUAGAACUACUGCUGGUUUCUGGUCAGAUCAGGAGCGUAUUGUUCAUAAAGUUUAUAAUACUGUACCAUUCUCUUUACAACAUGGAAGUUAUUCUAUAGAAGUAUUGGAACCAUUGUCAGCAGAUAUUUUAGACUUGGAUGUGGUAUCUAAUACUUUUGAACCAACAGUACCAUCCUUUGCAGACCAUUUAUGGGGUUUUUUCACAGGUGUACGCCAGCGUGGUUUACAAUCAACUGAAGAACUACUUCGUGAAGGAUCAGUUAUGACAGGUAUAGGUGAAUUAGCAAGAACGAAAUCCAAAACACUUACAUUACAACCACCAUUAAAUGGUACACCAUUUUAUUUAACAAGCAUGUCAAUUAGUUCUUUGGUUAGGAAAUUGGAUGAACGUAAACGAACAUAUAGAUUAUUGUGUUUAAUGUUUGGUGCUAUUGGAAUGUUAAUUGGUGGAAUAGUUUUUCGACGUUAUUGGAAAGACAGAACAGAACAAAGAUUAGCAGAAGAUCUUAGACAAUCUCUAGCUGCAUCUCGGAAAGAAAGACGACAAAGAGUAAGAGACACUGAUCUUAGAGAAGAUCAGUUAUGCGUUGUUUGUCGUACAAAUCCUCGUGAGAUUAUUCUUCUUCCAUGUGGGCAUGUCUGUUUAUGCGAAGACUGCUCUGAUGACAUUACUAGCGAUUGUCCAGUUUGUAGAGCACCAAUUUCACAAAAAGCAGCAGCAUAUAUUAUUUAACAUUAGUACAAAUAUAAAUUUUUUAAAUUAUCUUUUUUUACUUGAUAAAAAUUAAUGUUUGUAGAAGUAAAAAAGUAAAUCAAUACGAAAUGAUUAAAAAUACUAAUGAAAGACUAAAAUGUACUUUGAACAAUAAAACAAUUAUUGGAGAUUCAAAAUAAUACAAAUGCGACUGAAAUUAUUUGCAAAUUUGUAUAUUUUAAUAACAUAUCCUGAAAUAUAUUUUAAAACAUAAGAAAUCAUCAAAAUUCUAAAUCUUUUUCUUUAAUCUGUUCAUUGUCUUUAUAUUUGUCAUUGCAUUUGUCUUUUGCAACAGACUCCAGUAUUCGUUUAACUUUAGUAGAUUUUCCAAUACCAAGUUUGGGAAGUCCUCUAUUCAAACCUUCUAGCAUAAUACACGCUUUGCAAAUUUCUUGGCUAGAUACAAAUCCGCAACGAGAACAAUUCCUUCGUUCCGGUAGUUUGAUACUUUCUUUUACUUGUAAUGUUUCUCCUACAAUGAAUGAUAUCCAAUAUAGAAGAAGGCCUAAUUCUCUCUAAAUCUUUAAGAUAUGUUCUUGCAUGUCCUCUGUAUGCAUUUGGUGCAAAUAUACAUUCUGUUGAAAAGUAUACCAACUGUUUAAAAUACGCAUACAUUACUAUUUCUUUCUCAUAUGCAUAUUUAAGAGGUUUGCAUCGUCUUAUGCAAUCUGCUCCUGCUAAUAAUUGAAGUACAUCUUUGUAAUCUUGCUACAUCACCUCUCAAGAUGUUCAUAAGAACUGUCUCUGCAAUAUCAUCAGCAUUAUGACCUGUUGCAAUACAAUCUACCCCUAAGAUAGCUGCACCUCUAUCUAAAGCUUGUCUUCGAAAUACACCACAAAAUGUACAGUUAUUUUUUUUGCCAAUUUCAGCCACAAUUUCAUCCAUUGUCCAUCCAUAUAAUUCUUUAUAAGAUAAUAUUUUUAAUGGGAGUCCAUAAUCAUCUUUAUUUUGCUGAACAGUUUUUAAACUAUCAUCUCUGUAUCCAGUUAUUCCCUCAUCAAUAGAUAAAAGAAAAAGGUCAAUUUUAUAUUGAUAUCUCUCAUUCAAGGUUUUUAAAACAUAUGCAAGUACUGUAGAAUCUUUUCCUCCUGACGCUCCAAUAGCAAUUUUAUCACCAGGUUUAAAUAAUUUACCCUGCGUAAUUGUAUUGUGAAUCUCACUUUCAAAUGCAUAAAAAAAGCAUUCUUUACAUAAUGCAUGUCCAGUUUUAGGUCUCUUAAGGACAGCCUUUUUCCCACACUGCCUCGAACAUGGAAUAGGCAUUUUGUUGUAUUUUAGAUUGUUCUCUUUAUACUACGAAUAUUACAAUAGAACUGUCACUAUGAUAAUUUAACUUGUAGUUUGUGUUUCUGCUUCCUUUCUUUUAUUCAAUGAACUCAAAAAUCACAGUGUUGUUUGUAGAGGUUAUGUUAAAGUUUCAUAAAAUUUUUUUGAAUUCACAUUAAUAUUAAAAAAUAAUUUUUUAUUAUUUAUACACAAAAAUAACUUCAGAAUAUAACUCGAUUGAAAUCAAUUUUUACGAUGUGAAAAUAAAAGAAACUUCGUCAGUUUAUACAAAAAUAGUAAAAGAAUUUUUAAUCACGUGUACUGUUUAAACAAUAUACGUAAUAUGUAUUCCAUGGAACUUGUUAAUCUUCUGGUUUUUCUGGAGGCGGGCCGCAGGGCUUAGGUGACAUGCCUAGCAGCCGUGAUAUUGAAAGAGCUGAACGUAAUGGAAGAUUCCGAUCGCGUAGAAGAGGUAGUACCAGCAGUGAUAUAAAUCGACAUAGUUUUGAAGCACCUGAUAAGAAGCACAGAAGGCAUGGGAAAAAUAAAAGUUCUGGAAAAAAGAAAAAGAAAAGAUCAAGAGAUAAGUCCAUAGAGAAUGUGCCGACUGUAGCUUCUUCAAUUGUUAAACCAUUGGUUGAAUACUCAGAUGUGAGUAGUGAAGACUUAUCUGAACCAGAAGCUGGAGAAAUUCAAUCAGAAGACAGUAGAGGUAAUAGCUAUACAGAUGGAGAAGUACCUGAACCAGUUUUACAAAGACGUUAUUAUGGAGGAAGUCCAGUACGUGCUCUUGGAGCAUCUCCUAUUAGUCUUUCACCAUCUCCACCAGUUCAACAUAGGCAUACUAAUAGACAUUAUUCACCAAAUGAACAACAACCUUCGGCAAUGCAUGGUGGAACACCUGAAUAUGAAGAAGAGUCUAGACGAUAUGCAAGGAGAAAAGAGAAGAAACAUAAACGAGAAAAGAAGAAGAAGAAAAGUCUUAGUCCUUCGUCUAGUUCUGGGAAAAAGAAAAAACGAAAAUCCAAAAAACAUUCUCAUAGUCUGAGUCCGCAUCGUAUUACAGAUGAAAUUAUUAUAAGUCCAGAACAUGAAAAACCAGUUGGUAAUUGGUCAGAAUCACCACCUUUACCAUUAAAAGACAGUACCUCACCAAUAUCACCUGCUACGCCUCAAGAACAAAGGUGUUUAAGUGACGUAGAACUUGAAAUAACAAGACAACCACGAAAUGUAACACCUCCACCGCUUCCUCCAAGACCAACAGAAUCUCCCCAUACUCCUUUAAUACCUCCGAGAACGACAACGCCAGAAAAUAAUAAAGCAAAUUUAUCCACAAUGAAACAGACUCCUGAAAGACAAAAGCAUAGUCCUAGUAUUCAUACACGACGUAGUAGCAUUAGUCCUGGACCCACUAUUAGCUCCAAUCGCAGGAGACCUCAUAGUCCAAGUCCACCGUCAAGACGAAGGGACCAUAGCCCAACGAGAAGAAGAGAUUUUAGUCCAAGUCCAAUGGUGCAUAGACUGAGGCAUAGCCCUAGUCCUUCCACACGACGGAGAGAAUUCAGUCCGAGUCCCGUAACUCAUCGUCGUAGAGAUCCUGUUAGCUCUCCAUCUUUGAAACGUAGACGACGUGAUGAAUCUGAAAGACGACAUAGACAUCAUGAAAAAGACAGAAGAGAUAAAAGGAAAUCGAGGUCAACUAGAAGUCCUACUGGAAGCAGGUUGCAUUUACCUCUUUCUCGUUCACGAUCACGGAGUCCUGGACGAUGGCGAAAGUUACAAUCGCGAUCUAGAUCUCGUUCGCGAAGAAGAAGUCGUACUCCAAAAAAAUCUCGUUCUCCUAGCAAGUCACAUAAAUCAGCAAGAAAACACAAAUCAAAAAGUCCACGUCCUUCGAGGAUACCUUCUCCUUCACCUCAUAGACCUAGAGCGAGAAGUCCUUCAAGUAUCACAGCAAGAAAUCUUCGAGUGCAAGCAAAAAUUAGUGAAACUAGUUUAUUUGCUGAACUUGUAAAGGAUAGAAACAUGAGAGAAUUAGCAUACAAAAAGUUACAGGCUGCUAAGGAAAAGGCUGUCACUCAAGAUGAAGUUCAAAUUAUAGAAGGUACUGAUGAGAAAGAUGCUAGUAAUACAUCUUCCGAGAACAAAGCAUCCACUGACAAUAAAGAUAAAUAUGUGAAUCAUAAAGAUCAACUGAAGACGACAAAUGAAAGUAUGAAGCCUGUUGAUCUUGUGGAUAUUCCUGUUCCAAUAUCGGAUGAUAACGGAAUAGCCGGAAAAACACCACCAUUGCCAAUCACACAAACCGUUAAUGCACCAAAUGUAAUACCUGGAACUAAUCAGCAUAUGAUUGCAUAUACUUCGCCUACAACUACCACUAGCGUUUGUCCAGUGACUGUUACAAACAGUCCUAGUUUCCCUGCCGUUACAAAUCUACAAGCACCACCAUUGCCACAAUCUGAGUCUGCAAAUACAGCAGGUUUAGUAUCUAUGCCAGUGUCUAUUCCUGUACCAGUACCUGUUCUUCCUAAUUUAUCUGUUCCACCACCACCUAUACCUAUACCAGUUCCAGCACCAAACACGGCUAUGUCUAAAUUUAAUCCUCCUAACAAUCUAGUUCCUCUUAAAUCAGUAGAUCCUCCCAAGCCUCCUAUUGUGGCAUUCAAGACUAAAAGUUUAUCACGAUUACCAUUACCACCUGGAAUUAAUCAAAAUGAUUUAGAGAGUAUAGACUCGCCACCGAGUCGAUCUCCAAGUCCGCCUAGUAAGGCACAAAUGAAAUUCUCAACUUCAACUCCAAAACCACCUCAGAAGAAGAGUAUUAAAGAUUUACCUAUGCCACCAGUUGUUCCUGGCUCAGAAGAUUUAAGUGGAGAAGAUGAUCCAAAUGCAACUCCUCCUCGUACGAAAAUUGAACGAAUUCCACCAAAACCGAAAUUGAAGAGACCAAAAAUUUUAAAGCGUAGAGGUUCCAGAAAUUGUCAUACUCCUAUGUCGGCUUCAAGCGGUAAAGAUUGGGGAGAACGCUCUGUCGACGUAUUUGAAGUCAUAGCUCAAAUAGGAGAAGGUACUUAUGGACAAGUGUAUAAAGCUCAAGACAAACGAGCUGGUGUGCUUGUCGCAUUAAAGAAAGUUCGUCUAGAAAAUGAGAAGGAAGGAUUUCCUAUUACUGCAGUACGAGAAAUAAAAAUCUUACGACAACUUAAUCAUAAAAAUAUCGUGAACUUAAGGGAAAUAGUCACGGACAAACAAGAUGCGUUGGAUUUUAGGAAGGACAAGGGUUCAUUCUAUCUUGUAUUUGAAUACAUGGAUCAUGAUUUAAUGGGUCUUUUGGAGUCUGGAAUGGUGGAUUUCAAUGAAAUGAAUAAUGCAAGCAUCAUGAAACAACUACUAGAUGGAUUAAAUUAUUGCCACAGUAAAAACUUUUUACAUAGAGACAUCAAGUGUUCUAACAUAUUGAUGAACAACAAAGGAGAAGUCAAGUUAGCUGAUUUUGGCCUUGCAAGACUUUAUAAUGCUGAAGAUAGACAGCGUCCCUAUACAAACAAAGUGAUAACUUUGUGGUAUAGGCCACCUGAAUUAUUACUGGGCGAAGAACGUUAUGGCCCUGCCAUAGAUGUGUGGAGUUGUGGCUGCAUUUUAGGAGAAUUAUUUUCUAAAAAACCGCUAUUUCAAGCAAAUGUAGAAAUGAUGCAGCUGGAGAUGAUUUCUAGAGUUUGUGGUACACCAACUCCUGCCGUUUGGCCAUCUGUGAUAAAAUUGCCAUUAUGGCAUACAUUGAAACCAAAAAAAUCACAUAGAAGACGUUUACGAGAAGAUUUUUCAUUCAUGCCAACUCCAGCUCUGGAUCUUUUAGACAAAAUGCUGGAAUUAGAUCCAGAAAAACGAAUAACGGCUGCUGAUGCACUUAAAAGUGCAUGGCUAAAAAAUGUUCAACCGGAGCAGAUGCCAGCACCUCAACUUCCUACUUGGCAAGACUGUCAUGAGCUUUGGAGUAAAAAACGAAGACGUCAGCAACGAGAACAACAAGAAAGCUCUGCAGGAAAGAUGCCUCUUCUUCCUCUUCCAAAUAAAGGAGGUCCCCAUAAGGCUAUGGAAGAUCUAUCUGAUGUUGGGGGGUCUUCCAAACGUUUAAAAAUGGAAGCAGGUUACAAUUCUCACCCAAAUCGUCUUGAUACGGAAUCCUACUAUGGGGGAGAUAACUUGUUCAACCAAAAUAGACCUUAUAUGGUCUCAUCGCCAUCAUAUUAUUACACAAGUCCUCCACCUGUUACACCACGGCCCAAAGGAGAUGCUAGCAGACCUUAUAUGAUCUCAUCACCAUCAUAUUUUUAUGUUAGUCCACCACCUGUUACACCACGACCCAAAGGAGAUACUAGCUCUCACAUGUCGGAGUUAUACACAGAAGAUAAUCUUGUUCGAAAAUUAAGUGUCCUCACAAAUGCAUUAAAUCAAGGAAAACCAAUUCGUGUUGAAGAUCUUAUGUCACUUCGAUCAGAUAAUGAGAGUGACCCAAAAGUAGUACAAUUACUAGGGGAAUUGCAUGCUGAACUACGACUUGCAGCAAAUUCAAGGUCAAGUGGACUGGUAGAAUCUCAUCUUCCUGUAUUAAAUCCGCUAUCUAUAGAUACAAAUGCAGCACAGUCAGGAAAUUUUGAUGCACAUGCAGUUUAUGCUGGUGAUGAUGCAAUGAGUUCUGGAAGAUGGUCACAAGUGGCUACAGCAGGUGUUCGCAGUGCAUUAUUAGCGCUAAUGUCGCGCUACGGUUUGGAAACUUGCAAUCCUUCCCCUGUUAUCACCCGACCCCCAGAUUGAAGUGAUUCCAAGAGAAACACGUACACUACGAAAGUGAGGUUAGGACGUGCUUCUAUACCGGCAAAGCUGUAUAUGUGGCGAUAUUAUGGCGAUUUGUGCUGCGGUUUAAAGAGAAACUGGCGAUACGCUGUAGAUUAUUCAGUGAAGUGAUCAACAGUAUGAUUUGUGGGAAUGAAUAAUAAAUUGUUUAUUUUGUUGAAUUUGUUCGAUUCUAUGCACGGUGUGAUAAUAAUAUAAUAUAAUAAAAAAAAACGCAACGAAUUAAUUAACAUCAAGUGAAAAGAGGGGCAGGGUAUUAAAUUGUUAAAAAAAAAGAAAAAAAAAUUACCUAACCUCGUUCAUUUUACUGAUGGCUUUGUCAGAUGUUUUACAAUUCGAUUGUUCAAUGGACAAUCAGAUUGCGCGAAAUGCUACGAAGAAUUUCGCUGGAAUGCUAGGAAAAGCAUUCGAACAAUAUAAGAAGCUAUGGAGCGAAUAUUUAAAAGUGCUAAAACAUUAUGAAGGUGUUAACUUUAAGAUUCCACUUGAGUUGUUUGAAUCAGAUAUUUUUGAUAAUAAAGAAGUUAUUACACCUGCUAUUGAUCAAGUGUUAACAAAUACAGAAGCAUCUCCGCAUAAAAGUAUUAGUUGUAGUUUUGAUAGUACUUCAAGUAUAGAUAAUAUUGUUGUACCUAAUACAUCUAUUAAUCAUCAAAUACAAGAAGACAAAUUGUUAAAGAGUCCAAUACUUAUAAAAAAAUAUUCUAGAUCCAAAAAGGCCAAUGUUACAAAUGAUCGAUUUAAUUUAGAAAAUUUCAAGGAAAAUAAAAUGAAUUCGUGCCUACCAAUGAAAAUAGAUACUUCUAUUUUAAUAAAUUUAGAGAAUAAUAUUAAACAAGAGACAUCAUCUGAGAAUGAAAAUAAAUGUUCAAUUAUUGAGAAUAAUAAUGAUGAGAUAGAUACAUCUGUUACCAAAAUAUCAAAAAAAUUAGGAGUUAGUACGUUAUAUAAUAUAAAUACCACUUUAUUACAAAAUGGCAAAAAACUUAGGCAAUCAAAACUUAUGAUUCUUGAAGAUGAACAAUCAACUAAUACCAAAGAUCAGAAACACAAUAGUUUAAAUUUUUUAACAGUACAUGUUUCGCCUAAAUCUAAAAGAGACAUAGAAGGAAAGUUCAAAAAUCAUAAUAAUUCUAUAGAAGAGGAUAUAAUUCAAAAUAGUCCGAAUAAACGUAUAAAGAUGAAUUCAAAAAUGAAAAAUUUAAAAUUAAAGAAAAUAACUUCAGAAAAGAAAAUUAAACAAACUAGCCUCAAUUGUUAUUUACCAUCUCUACAAACAUCUAUAAAAGAAAAUCAAACGUGUUUAUUUACAAAGCCAAAAAUACUUAAUUUUUGUAGUGGAAAUGUUAGUAAUGAUGAUAAGAUACAAGAAAAUAAUGGUCGAAUAAAAGAAAAAACAUAUUCAGAAGCAAUUAGUCAAUUGCUUGAUACCAAUUCUUCAACAUGUGAUGAUGAAACAUUCUAUAUGUUAGGGGAAGAAUUAAAACAAAAAUCUGCUUGUGAUAUAAAUGAAUUAGAAGGAAAUGUAUUUAAAAAUAAGUCUUCAAGAAAGAAUCUUAUGAACAGUUUUGAUAUUAUUACACUAGUCUUGGACUUUCCGAGGAAGAAAUAAAAAUGAGGCAAAAUAAGUGUUCUAGACACAGAACUAUGUAUGAAAGAAGUUCUACACCUGAUAAUUUCUGGAAUCCCCUAUUUCCUGAUGCUUCUUUUAACUCUACUUACCAAAAUUGAAGUAAAGUUUGUUGAUAUAAAUUUUAAUAAAUAUGAAAAUCAUACAAAAUAAAAGUACAAAUUGUAUAAAUACUUAUAAUUUCAGAUGUGUGAUAUGUAUAAAAUAUAGCGUUUAAAAAAAGAAAAUAAAUCUGAAGAAUAAAAACAUAUUACCUGUAUGAUUUGAACAUAGACUGAUUUAUUAUAUUAUAACACAUAUAGUAUUACAUUUUUUGAGUGUAUGUGUAACACACAUACACACACACGCACAUAGUAUAGAUUUAUAUAUUAUUUCAUUUUAUAUAGAUUCAUCCUUUUGCAUAAAAAUAUAGAAUCUUUUAUAUGAAUCUGUGCUGAAAGAGGCUAAUGAAACAUAUCUUGGUUAAGCAAACUCACGGUUAGUUCACAAUAUAUCACUUUUACUAAUUUAACAUAAAUUUAACAUAAAAUAUAGACUAUUAUAACUAAUGUUUUAAAUUUUUUUACUUAAGUUUUUAGAGCGUAAAGCAUUCAGAAAUGAAAACAGCAUUAUAAAAUUUAAUUAUUCAACACUAUAUGUCAUUUUGUUUUAAGUUUGUUUUGUAAUUUAAUUUACUUGCAGUACCUGAUAAAUAACUGCUUAAAUCGCAACUUAAUAAAAAAGAGAAAGUAAUAAAAAUGGAGAAAAAAGCAUUUUGUAAUCGUACUGCACAAUAAAAAGAAAAGAAUUUUAAAUACAAUUUGCUCAUCCUGUGAAAGGCUGGAUCCACAGUAUGAACAAUGCUAUAACUUUAAAGCAACGACAAUGCUUCCAUUUACAACUCGUAAUAUUGACACAGCAAUUUGUGCAAAUAUGUAUGCAUAUAUUUUUCCUUUAAUAUACCGUUUAAUAUCAUUUUCAUGAUAUCGAUGAUUAAACAUUUCAUUCACAGGCGUGUUGAUAGUAACAUUUCCACAUGAUAUUUAAAACAUUUAAAUUUAUAUUACGUGGUCGUAUUCUAAUUCAUAUUUCACAUCGAUAAGACAUUUUUACAAUAAUUUUUUUUUUAAUAAUAACGAUACUUAAUUAUAAUGUGAAUUAUAUUGUGCAGCUCGAUCAUUUUUAUUUCUGAACGUAGAAAAAAGAUUGAGAUAAAUAGUGCUUCUUGCGAAUUUCUCGCACGAGAUUUUAUAUUUAACGCCUAAAAAUUUCAUUUCACGGAAACAACAGUCAUAGCCGUCUAUUAAAAUCCAUUCUUUUUAGAACAUGUAACAAUAGUAUAAAAAUUCUGAUUUGAAUUUCUAAUGUGGAAAUUUCGAUUCUCGCAUUUCUAACAUAAAAAUUUCAAAUGAAAUUCUGUAUAUCAAAGACUUUUCUGAAGAAAUUAGAUAACAACAGAUCAACGAAGUAGAUAAUUGAACGCAUAAUUAAUUAAUAUAUGACUUAAUUAAUAUGAGCAUCAAUGUUAUAUUACACUUGAUAGAAUUGACUGAGCAGAUAGAAUUAUGUUAAUUAUUCCACAAUAUAUUUUGGUAUUUUAUUUAAAGCUAUUGUAAAGCACGUUAGUAGAGUUGUCCAUGAGGGGAAGCAGCACAUUUUUAACUUAAAAGUAAAACUUUUGUAAUAUGAAAUUAAAGAUAGAAUAAACUAUACGAAGACUGAGCUACAUAAUGAGAGGUAAACAUCCAUUUCCACGAUAAAAUAAUAUAUCGCGUUAAAAUUUGGUUAUUACAAAAAUUACUUCAAAAGACAAAUUCACAAGGACUCACAGUACAAAUGAUUCCAUUACUAGUUGAUAUUUAGAAUUCCAUCAGCUGCAUAGCUCAGUCUUUCGAAUCCAUUUGCUUAUACCCGAUUAUUCAAAUAGGCCGUAGUCAAACGAGAUGCAUAAUUAAAUAUUAUAGAUUGCCACGUAAACUUCUCUCUAAAAUAGUUAAUAUAAUUUUAUAUAUAUUUAUCUCGUAACAUCAAUAAAAAAGCAAAAUCUUCAUCAAUUUAAAGAGUUCGAUAUUUUCUAUAAUGAAGCAUAGUCAAAACAUAAUAGCUCAUUAGAAAUUUAUAACGGAUUUGUACGAUGAUAGGAUAUGUUCAAAAGUAUUUAGAAGAAGAAAGUUCUAGGGAACAAAAAAUGCGAUUACGGUCAGCUAGAAAUAUUUGGCCAUUUUUUCCUCUGGUAAAUUGUG
Messenger RNA from Heterotrigona itama, 11271 nucleotides. The record is from the annotation of a GenBank genome assembly. NCBI's taxonomy places the organism in Eukaryota, Metazoa, Arthropoda, Insecta, Hymenoptera, Apidae.